CGGAGCCAGUCGAGCUCCAGGACGCUCCGUGGAGGAAGAUGGCGGUGGAGAUGCUGUCUGGACGCGGACCCCGACCCCAGCUCUGGAUUCGACCCUAAAAAACCCAAAUCCAAACCUCGAUGGAUAUAAAGGACAAGCAUGGACGCUUUCCUGACUUUUCUUCUUGACGGACGGACGCUGGUGGGGCGGUUUUGAGCCACGAUCCGUCUCGGGCUUGCUGGCCGGAGACUUUCCCCGCUGCGAGAGCUCGAGACGGGCGGAAAGUGGACCGAAAAAUGUCGGAUACGAAGGUAAAAGUAGCAGUGAGAGUUCGACCCAUGAACCGCAGAGAAAUUGAGCUGAAUACAAAAUGCGUGGUGGAAAUGGAGGACAACCAGACGGUUCUGCACGCGCCGCCCUCCAACGCAAAAGGAGACAACAGCAGGAAGCAGUCCAAGGUUUUCGCCUUUGACCACUGUUUCUGGUCCAUGGAUGAGUCCAACGUUCCCAAAUAUGCCGGUCAAGAGGUGGUGUUCAAGUGCCUUGGAGAGGGAAUACUUGAAAAUGCAUUCCAGGGAUAUAAUGCCUGCAUAUUUGCCUAUGGACAAACAGGUUCUGGCAAGUCCUUUUCCAUGAUGGGGAACGGAGAGCAGCCGGGUUUAAUCCCUCGACUGUGCUGCUCGCUGUUCAAAAGGGUCCAGCAAGAGGCCAACGAGGGCCACACUUUCAAAGUGGAGGUUUCCUACAUGGAAAUCUACAACGAGAAGGUCCGCGACCUGCUGGAUCCCAAAGGCCGGCAGUCUCUGAAGGUCCGCGAACACAAAGUCCUGGGCCCCUACGUGGACGGUUUGUCUCAACUGGCCGUGACCAACUUUGAGGACAUCGAGGUGCUCAUGUCGGAGGGGAACAAAUCUCGCACAGUGGCGGCCACCAACAUGAACGAGGAGAGCAGCCGAUCUCACGCCGUCUUCAGCAUCAUCGUCACGCAAACGCUCUACGAUCUACAAUCCGGGAAUUCCGGGGAGAAGGUGAGCAAGAUGAGUCUCGUCGACUUGGCAGGAAGCGAGCGAGUGUCCAAGACGGGAGCGGCCGGCGAGCGACUCAAAGAAGGCAGCAACAUCAACAAGUCUCUGACCACAUUAGGUUGUGUGAUUUCGGCGCUAGCUGAUCAGUCUGCAGGAAAGGGGAAGGCCAAAUUUGUGCCUUACAGAGACUCAGUCCUCACCUGGCUUCUCAAGGACAACCUAGGCGGGAACAGCAAGACGGCGAUGAUAGCCACAGUCAGUCCUGCAGCAGACAACUACGAAGAAACCCUUUCCACUCUGCGUUACGCCGAUCGAGCGAAGAGGAUCGUCAACCACGCCGUCGUGAACGAGGACCCCAACGCCCGCAUCAUCCGAGAGCUCCGAGAGGAGGUGGAGAAGCUUAAAGUGCAGCUGUCUCAGGCCGAGUCCUUGAAGGCUCCCGAGCUGAAGGAGAAGCUGCAUGAAUCUGAGAAACUCAUCAUGGAGAUGACGGUCACCUGGGAGGAGAAGCUAAGGAAGACUGAAGAGAUCGCUACGGAGCGCCAGAAGCAGCUGGAGAGCAUGGGCAUCUCUCUGGAAACAUCCGGGAUUAAAGUGGGUGAAGACAAGUGUUUCCUGGUCAAUCUGAACGCGGAUCCUGCCUUGAACGAGCUGCUCGUUUAUUAUCUUAAGGAGCGCACGCACGUCGGCGCCGACACUUCUCAGGACAUCCAGCUGUUCGGGAUCGGUAUCCAGCCGCUGCACUGCGUCCUGGAACUGUGCGCCGACGGCGAUGUCACCCUGAUGCCCGUCGGGAACGCCCGGACCUGCGUGAAUGGAACAAUGAUCGACUCGCUGGUGCAUCUCUGGCACGGAGACCGCAUCCUCUGGGGGAACAACCACUUUUUUAGGAUCAAUUUGCCGAAACGGAAGCGGCGGGACCGUUUGAAGGAGCUGGAGAGGGCCUCCCCCAGGGAGAGCUUCGCGGAGGUGGACGUGGAGACUGCCAGCGAGGCGUCUUCGGAGCAGGACUACAGCUACGAGUUUGCCCAGAUGGAGGUCAUAAUGAAGACGCUGGGAAACAACGACCCCAUGCAGAAUGUGGUCCAGGUUCUGGAAAAGCAGUACCUGGAGGAGAAGCGCACGGCUCUGGAGGAGCAGCGGAUGAUGUACGAGCGGGAGCUGGAAUCGCUUCGGCAACAACUUUCCCCCGAGAGAACACAACAGCACCACCACCACCACCACCGCAGCAGCAGCGAACGCCUCACGUUCCAGACGCACGCGUCGCACGGCAAACUGCGACUGUGGACCGAGGAACGGGACGAACUUUUCCGCCAGAGUCUCUCUCGGCUCAGGGAACAGGUCCUGAGAGCCAACACUCUGGUGCGAGAAGCCAACUUUCUGGCAGAGGAGAUGAGUAAACUGACCGACUAUCAGGUCACGCUUCAGAUUCCCGCGGCCAACCUCAGCGCGAACCGAAAGCGUGGAGCCAUCGUGAGCGAGCCAGCCAUCCAGGUGCGCAGGAAGGGGAGGGGAACUCAGGUCUGGACCAUUGAGAAGUUGGAGAACAAGCUGGUGGACAUGAGAGACCACUACAGGGACUGGAGGGAAGGCUCGGAAGAACUGGCAAACGGUAAACACUGUGACCCGUUUUAUGAGGCGCAAGAGAACCACAACCUCAUAGGAGUGGCUAACGUUUUUCUGGAGUGUCUUUUCCACGACGUCAAACUGCAAUAUGCUGUUCCCAUCAUCAGCCAACAGGGGGAGUUAGCAGGCAGGCUGCACGUGGAGCUGACGCGGGUCAGCGGCGCCGUCCCCGAACGCCUUUGCGGCGGCGACGACUCCUCCGAGAACUCCAGCGAGAGUAGCUGCUUCGAGGUCAUGGACACCAACGGCGAAAUUGUCCACAUGGCCAAGAGGCUCGUUAUCAGGGUUCGCAUCAGGGAGGCGACGGGGCUGCCCCUCAACCUGUCCAACUUCGUCUUCUGUCAGUACAACUUCUGGGAGCACGGCGAACCCACGGUGGCCCCCCCGAUGGUCAGCCCAGAGAGACCGACCCCUCGGAGCCCCGAUGCGCAGUUCACGGUCCAGUUUGACCACUGCAAAGACUACGUUGUACAUGUGACAGAUGACUUUGUGGAGUUCAUAUCUGAAGGCGCGUUGGCAAUAGAGGUCUGGGGCCACUGCUGUGCCGGAAACGGACGCUCUCCGUGGGAGUUAGACGCGCUGGAAGCCAAGACCCAGACGCUCCGAGACAGGUGGAGCGAGGUGUCUCGCCGGAUCGAGCUGUGGGUCUCCAUCCAGGAGCUCAAUGAGCAGGGAGAGUACGCCGCCGUGGAGCUGCAGCCUGGAAAAGACAUCAGCACGGGAGGAGUCUUCCAACUGCGGCAGGUCGGAGGAAAAACAGAAAACAUUGUGACUCAUGGCCACUCGCGGAGGCUGCACGUCAGCGUGAAGCCGGUGCAAAACUCGGGCACGCUGCCUCUGCUGGUGGAGGCCAUGCUGUCCGUCUCGGUAGGGGGCGUCACCUUGCGCUCCUCCAAACUGCAGAGACCCCUCGACACCUACCAGAGAGAGAUGCAAGACGAUAUGGAUAGUUAUCAGGAGGAAGAUCUCAGCUGUGUUCGAGACCGCUGGUCCGAGGCCUUAAUCAAACGACGGGAAUACCUCGAUGACCAAAUCAAGAAGAUCAUCAACAAGCACGAGAAGUCCGAGGAAGACGUGGAGCGCGAAGCCCGCCUGGUGGAGCAGUGGGUCGGCCUGACCGAGGAGAGGAACGCCGUGCUCGUACCCGCACCUUCGAGCGGCAUCCCUGGCGCUCCCGCUGACUGGAACCCGCCUCCUGGAAUGGAAGCUCACAUCCCAGUCCUCUUCCUGGAUUUGAAUGCCGAUAAUCUGACAGUGAAUGAGCAGCUGACGGGACCUCAUGCCGCAGGCGUGAACUCGAUCCUACCCAAGGAGCACGGAAGCCAGUUCUUCUACCUGCCCAUCAUCAAGCACAGCGAAGAAGAGGUGUCGGCAGUGUGCUCCUGGGACUCGUCCAUCCACGACUCGGCGCACCUCAACCGCGUCACGUCCCCGCACGAGCGCAUCUAUCUGAUCCUCAAGGCCACGGUGCAGCUCAGCCACCCGGCCUCCAUGGAGCUGGUCGUCCGCAAGAGGCUCGCCGUGAACAUUUACAACAAGCAGAGUUUCACACAGAGUCUCAAAAGGAAAAUGUCGCUGAAGAACACGCUUUACUCCUGCGGUGUGACCUACGAGAUUGUUUCCAACAUACCAAAGGCCUCGGAGGAGCCGGAGGAGAGGGAGACUUUGGCCCUCAUGGCUGCCCGUGCAGACAGCGACGAGACCCAGGACGGAGAAACCUACAUUGAGAAAUACACGCGGGGGGUUCUACAAGUGGAGAACAUCCUCAGCUUGGAGAGGCUGCGACAGGCUGUGACCGUGAAGGAGGCGCUCGCUACUAAGGGAAGACAUCUGAGAAGAAGCCUCAGCACACCAAACGUGCAGCAUGCUUCCUGCAGUAAAACAGACCUGACUGGCAGUGAGGAUGAAGACCGAAAAAUAUGCGAGGACCACUGUGAUCACGUUGACGGCUGCAAUCCUCAAGAUGGCUCUCUAUGCAGCACACCAGUCAAAAACAAGGAGGGACCAGGGCUGGUUCCGGAGAGUCCCACGUUCUUCAACUCCAGCCCCUUCAAGCUUCUAUCUCCGCAGCCGUCCAAGUUCCUCAAGUCCCUGCUGCCGGUCAAGGAGGAGAACAAGGUGAAGAAGGUCCUGGAGGCCCGACCGCUGCUGGGAGAAGACAGCAUGCGCUCAUGUGCGGCCGGCCCUGCGCUGCUCCCCCCUCCCUGCCCCUGGCGCAGGCCCAGGGCAGGCAGCGAGGGCCACUGCAAGCCUUCCGCCCCCACCCGCAGACAGCUCAGCCGCACACUCCCGCACGGCGCUCAGGAGUCGGAUGAGGAGGAGGCUGCAACGAGCACGACUGCGAACCGAGACCCGCAAGAUUACACCGGCGGCCUCCAGGCGUACAUCCCCGAGGACUUUGCCAAUUUCGACAUCUACAACGCCGCCCUCGAGAGCCGCGUCGACUCGAAGGAGGCGAGGGAGGCGCCCCGCAGCCCCGCCGCCAGCAGCUGCACCAGCGGUUACUUUUCCCACAGCGCCUCGAACGCCACGCUGUCCGACCUGCCGUUCAGUUCCAGCGAGAGUUCCGACCAUCUCAGCUGCGCCUCCAGGGAUCCCCAAGACGCGCCCGGAUGUCACGCCGGGAGGGGAUGCGCGCAAACUAAAGGCGGUCCCGCUGAAAGCGAAGACCAGCAGCCGCCGACUCCCCCUACUUCCCGACCUGUCGGCGUUCCUUUUGGCAAGCAAAGAACUUCCCCUCUGCCUCAAAACUGCCAUCUCAGUUGCAGUCAGGAGUUCACCGACUUUAAAGGGGCAGAUGAUGCUGAAGAGGUUUUGGGGGAUUUCACCAAGGGAUGGGAGCAAGAGGCUGUUGCUACGGCGACAAAACUGAAAAUGACAGAUAAGACGGAAACCUGUGGCGUCAGCAGUUCUGACAACACCUCAGCUGCUUCCCACAGAUGUCCCGUUCCAAGUAACGCUGUAAUUUGCACCGUCGCUCCGUCUCCGACCUCAGUGACCGCUUCCGCGUCGCCGUCCGCAGUCACGUCUUCGUCCAAAGCCCCGACCCUCAGAGGGGGAGACCCCCCGAUCCACGAGCCGGCGCAGGGAGACGUGCCCCGCGGCAGCCCCUGCCCCAGCCCCAACCCCAGCAGCACGGAGCCCUCGGGCGACUCCAGCGGGGACGAGAACGCCCCCGUCGCCCAGCUCCCCGACUGGAUGGCGCCCGGGGAGCCGGUGUGGGUGGGGAAGAGACGAGGAACGGUCCACUACGUCGGAGGAGUCGAGUUCGCCAAGGGAAUCUGGGUCGGUGUCAAACUGGACCUGGCAAUGGGUAAGCACAACGGUACGGUCCGGGGCAGAGUCUACUUCCGAUGCCCCCCAGGCCACGGCGUGUUCGUGAAGCCGUCUCGCCUGACGAGAGGUCCGCCUUCCGCGGACCCGGAACCCGCCACCCUCAUCAGAUAAGAUGGAAAGGCGACAGGCUGGUCCCACCGCUUGACUUCUUUGGCCAAGACUUUCUAAUUGAAGCUAAUCACUGAAUAUGCACAUGCUCAUUAUGCACAUAUUUUUUUAUAUAGAUAUAAAAAAAACAUACAACUGGGAGUCCAUAUAUGGAAAUUUUGGCCACUUCAUAUUUUUGUAUGGCUUGACAAACCUAAUUCCCUGAGACUCAUAUGAUGAUUCAUCUGGGAUAUGAAUAUUAAGAAUGUACUACUGUCAAUAAGCCUUGAUAUUUUCAUGCAUAUGUGAUAAUGUCAGGAGCAACCAAAGAGUUUUCAUAUCUGCUGUCGGGAGAUGAGUUGCAAAUGGCUGGAAACUUUCCAUGGGACGUUCAAUUAAAGAAUAUUGGAAAUAUUUAAUUCCAUUGAUUUAACAAUUAUUUCAUUCGAUUAAUAAUUAACUGGAAAUUUGGUUUUAUUAAUACCAACUAUCAUGAAAAAGCAUAAUAGUGAACACCCCUAAGUGGUGUUAGGACAAAUUCAUAAACAUUUUGAGAACAUUUAUUUUUUUUCAUCUCACAGGGUAGAAAAAAUUGCCUCAAAAGUGGUUGUUGCAACCUCGAUUAUGCUUUUAUCCAUCCGUUUUCUUAGCCGCUUAUCCUCACGAGAGUCGCGGGGAGUGCUGGAGCCUAUCCCAGCCGUCAAUGGGCAGGAGGCGGGGUACACCCUCAACUGGUUGCCAGCCAAUCGCAGGGCACAUCGAGACAAACACACAAUUACACCGAGAGGCAAUUUAGAGUGUCCAACUACCGUAAUUUCCGGACUAUAGAGUGCAUCUGAUUAUAAGCCUCACCCAGUACAUUUUUAAAGAAAAAAGCAUUUUGUACAUACCCAAGCCAAACCUGGUUAAAAGCCGCAUGUGCCCACAUUGAAACAGGAGAUAUUUACAAAGAAAGAUGGUGCACAGAAAGAGUUUUCGCAGCAGCAACACGCUAGCACAGGGUUAACACUAGCGCAGCGCUAACAGGGCCAGUUAAUAAAAAACAUACCGGUAAAAAUCACUAAGAUGCGUAAGUAACACAGCAGCAACACGCUAGCAGAACGCUAAAAGAACCUGUAAAAAAAGAAAUAAAUACCGGUAAUAAUCACUGAGACGCGAAGUAACACAGAAGCAACAUGCUAGCACAGUGCUAACAGGGCCGGUUAAAAAAUAAAGUAGUGGUAAAAAUCACUGAAACGUGGAAGUAACACAGCAACAUGCUAGCAAAGCGCGAAGAAGACCAGUUUAAAAAAAAGUACCGGUAAAAACCAUUGGGACGCGGAAGUAACACAGCGGCAACACGCGAUUAAGAGCGCUAACGCUAGCACAGCGCUAACAGGACCAGUUAAAAAAAAAGUCGAAACUUAGAGUCCGGAAAUUACGGUCAUGUUUUUGGGAUGUGGAAGGAAACCGAAGCGCCCGGAGAAAACCCACGCAGUCAUGGGAAAAACAUGCUAACUCCACACAAACGGUCUGAGAUCCGGGAUCUCAGAACUGUGAGGCCAACGCAUUAUUUCAUAUUGAUUUCUAUUUUAUUCCCUUUAUUAACACAUCCCAGGGACCUCCCCUGGAACGUUUCCAUCUUUGAAAAUAACCCAAAUUUUGCAUACCGAAUUUUCCGUUACGUUUCCUUCCAUACUGUAUGUGGAGGAAGACAGCGUAUACUGUAUAUCUGUAAACUUUCGUGCCAUACGUCUGGAUACGGACCGAUCCUCCGAGAUCAACCCGAAAACCUGCAUUGCCUUCACUUUUUUUUUUUUUUGUGACUCUCGAAUUAUGCUGUCGAAAGUACUUUCAACACUGUGGAUCGAACAAUCCCCCCCCCCCCAAGCAGCACCGGAACGGCGCUGCUUCGAACGCUUGCACUGGAAAGGCUCCUCGAAACACGGCCCGGACGGUCGGUCUCGCGUUGCCGUGACCCCGCCGGGCGAGUCCUUGACGUUUUCGACCGGGAAAACUGAAAAGCCGUAUGAUGUCAUCGAUGUAUGAAGUUAUUUUACGUUAGACGCCGUUCAGCACUUGGCUUGGAGGCUUUUUAUAGGCUUUGCCCGGAAAUUGGACACAAUGAAGUCUGGUGUCGGUAAAGGUGGACACAUAACCUUUAAAAAGUGACAAUGUCUACUUUUAUUUUGACGACCCCACCUAGCCUGUUCCGGCUUGUUUUUUUUUGUUUUUUGUGUGAAAUUGAUAUGUUGACUGACUGAUACAUAAUACCCCAGGUUAUUAGCAGGUACUCAAUAAUGCACCGCGUCCUUUUUUACGGACGCCCCGGCGAACGGCGUCACGUUAACGUCGCGCUCGACGAACGUGGCAAACCGCAGACAAUUGUGAUGUGACGACACCGUAUAUCAUGUAUGUAAAAUGUUCUAGAUGGAAAUGGAAGAGCGUUCUCUUCAGCUGCUCUCCAUUUUGUGGAGAUGUAAAUACAAGUUGUUGUUUUUUUUAAAAAUAGUAAACACGCUAUUAUAAUGUACAGAUUUGUAUUUGUUGUUUGAAUUGGUACAAGAAUGUUCUCCAGUAGAACAUUUACAAUCACCCUCGUUGACAUUUUCUGUUGAAUUGACUGAACUUUUAUUUUAUUUUAUUAUUUUUUUUUUUUUUAGCGUUACUAGUUUUUGCAGUCGCUGUCUCAUGAAAAGCAUGUACUGUAUUUCCAAAUAGUUUUUUUUUUUUGGGUUCCAUCCGAAGCAAACAAAAUCAUUUGUUUAAAAACAAACAAACAUUAAAAUAAAGAUUUUCUAUGUAAAAUGAAAUGUGACCGCGAUAAAUAUUUUAGCGUGAUGCUUUCUGGAUUGUAAAUUUAUGAGAUUUUGAACACAAAGCUAUAUUUUUGUAUUUGAACUACAAAAUGUGUGUAUUCUGUCCAAUGAAAAGCAUGCAUUGCCAAUGAGAUAUUCUUUGUAUAAUAAAUACAAAAUAUUUGGUAAAAUCGUAAACUUAUUUUUUUCCAGAUCAAAAGUCACCAAUUGUGCCCAUGUGCAUGCUUUUCAUUAGCCAGCGACAGUGGUAGAUAUAGUGACGCCUCGGUUUUCGACCACAAUUUGUUCCAGAAAAUGGUUCAUAAAGUGAAUUGUUUGAAAACCAAAUUGAUGUUUCCCAUUACAAUCAAUGGAAAAAGAAAUAAUUCGUUCCAAGCCUAAAAAAUGUGGCUUUUUGAAGCUUUUUUUUUAAACUUUUCCUGA
Syngnathoides biaculeatus (alligator pipefish) is the source of this 9274-nucleotide messenger RNA. RefSeq names its product kinesin family member 13A (gene kif13a). Gene Ontology annotation, biological process: regulation of protein localization; microtubule-based movement. Lineage: Eukaryota; Metazoa; Chordata; Actinopteri; Syngnathiformes; Syngnathidae. The transcript has 40 exons. Gene Ontology annotation, molecular function: ATP binding; cell adhesion molecule binding; microtubule binding. Bases 276 to 6077 code for a protein of 1933 amino acids. The record is from RefSeq and is a predicted model, not a curated record. Gene Ontology annotation, cellular component: adherens junction.